CGAUAGUCGAUUUAUCAGUUCUAAGUUGCAUGUAAACAUAAACAUAAAAGCGUAGUAGAUACAAUACAAAUAUAAAUGUAAUAUGUUUGUGACAUUCUCUGUAGAGUUUGUUUCCAAGAAAUAUUUUAUUUUAAAUCUGCAUACGCUGCUCUUUAUUCAUUAAUUCAAGAAAUGUGUUGUCUGCUACGCGACUUACGAACACUAAACCAAAUUCUGCAUGUCAACGUUUCUACGAAAGGAAAUAGUGUAUUCAAGAACUGGUCGAGAUGCGUUUCUUAUGUGCAAGGGCAGUCACCAGAACCGAACAUAAGGGAAUAUUUUUACUACGUAGACCACCAAGGAAUGCUGUUCCUGGAUGACUCCAGAAUGAAGAAUUUCACUUCCUGUUUCAAAGACAAAAAGUUCCUGGAAUUCUUUUUUAAACGCCUGAGGAUGAAUACAACAGGGCGCUACACAGAAGACUUUCCUUACUUGUCACUUUGUGGUCGAGAACGAAAUUACGUGAGAUGUGAUGAUUAUCCAAUUGUAUUCACUCAUGUAAUGAAAGACGCGCAGAUGAAUAAUGUCUUAAGUUAUGGCCAUGCUGGAAAUUUACUGACAGUUAAGUUUGAACCUGAGAAAGUUAUAAUGCUGCCAGAGACUGGGCGUGUUUAUCAUCCCGCACCGGAAAGAGUCGGUGGUAUUGGCUUAAUUAGAUCCAAGUUAGCAAUUGAAUUAAGUAAGUUUUUUAUAUUUGAAAAUGGUGAGCAACAAGAACCAACACAUUUAUCAUGGGAUGGUAAGAUAUAUGAGUUAAUAACGGAUUGGUACAAAGAAGCAAAACAGCAGGAACUUGAGUGUUCAAAUUAGAAAGAAAUUGCUUCUAUGUCCGAACCAAAUUAGAUUGACACAAACAUAUAUAUUAUUGUGAGAGAAAUUACUGAAAUGUUCAAAUCCACUUCCAAAGACAAAUAUUUCUAGCAACUUGCCUGAUGCUGAAUAUGUCAUCAGGCUUGCUUGGGUUGGAAGAUAACUGAUUGUUUAGUGAGCUUCUUAGUUUAUUCAGAAAAUAAGAUGUAAAUUGCUUUAUACAAUAACUACUUCUUGUUACUUAGUACCUUUGGAGUAGCAACUCACCAGUUCAAUUGUUAGUUGGCAUUGUUUAGUCCAGUAUUUGUGAUUGUUAUUAACAUUGUUGUAUUUUUACAGAAUAAAGUUAUGUUUUUCCAAAAACUCCAUUGCAGAAUAAAGUUACCUUUUCCAAAAA
This is a messenger RNA of Schistocerca cancellata (South American locust), 1246 nucleotides long. Its product is annotated as UPF0598 protein CG30010. The record is from RefSeq and is a predicted model, not a curated record. The transcript is spliced from 4 exons. Bases 172 to 849 code for a protein of 225 amino acids. Lineage: Eukaryota; Metazoa; Arthropoda; Insecta; Orthoptera; Acrididae.